AGCCCAGGGUGGCAGCAGAUACUAAAAAAGGCAGACUGAUGUUCCCUGGAAGUGCCUUAGGAAGCCUCCCCUAGGAGCUGAGAAAUGUUCUGGCUCUUUUAUCUCUCCUUCACCGUCUUCUCUCCUCUGUUCUUCUUCAUAGGUCCUUUGACAAUUCUCAAGUCUCCCUCCAGCCCUGACCAUGACCCAGGGUUUCAGCUGCAUACAUCUAAUGGCCAGGCUAGACGAAUGAGCCAGCUCUGUGGGGUAAGUCCUGCUGCUGCGCCCACUGUGUGGACAAAGAAAAGGACACCUGAGAAGAGAAGGAGCCAGCUCAAGGUCGUACAGCUGGCUGGUGCCACAGGCUGGGUCUGGAAGCCUGUGUUCUUAAACGUUCCCGGCUGCGCACCGGGCACCCAGGUCUCAGCGUCUGUCUGUCUUGCUCGCCCAGCAGGCUCUCUGAGGACGGCUCCGCUGGCCCAGGCUCCCUUCCCCGGAGCUGCCCCAGAACCAUGGAGAGUCUGAGCGAACUGCAGAAUCCUCUGCUGCCUCAGAGCCCCGCCCCGCUCCAUGGCCCCUACCCCUACCGCGAGGCUUCGCCCAGCUGGUCGUGCCAAGAGAAGCUUUACUCCUACCUCCUGGGUGCUGCUGCUGGCUCCACUGGCCCCCACCAGCUCCUGGACCCGGGGUCCCUGCAGCUGGCUGUGGAGGCCUGGUACAGGCCCAGCUGCCUCCUGGGGAGGGACAAGGUCAAGGAACCCAGGGCAAGCAGCUGUGAGACCAGCUUCACAGAGAACAGGGAGCUCCAGGCUGGGCCUGCAGAGCGGUUCGCAGAAGCGGACCAAGAGGAAGAGGAUAUCACCAUCCAGACGGUGUCCUACGGGGUUCAGGAGGAGCUGCAGGGCCAGGAGAACGACCAGGAGGAGGAGGAGAGUGAUGUGACCUCGACGGACAGUGAAAGCGAAGACAACUUCGUGGCGCUGCCCCCCAGGGACCACCUGGGCCUUACUAUCUUCUCCAUGCUCUGCUGCUUCUGGCCCCUGGGCAUCGCUGCCUUCUACUUCUCCCAGGGGACCAGCAAGGCCAUCUCCAAGGGUGACUUCCGCCUGGCCAGCACCACCUCCCGCAGGGCCCUCUUCCUGGCCACACUCUCCAUCGCCGUGGGCGCCGGUCUCUAUGUCGCCGUGGUGGUGGCGCUGGCGGCUUACAUGUCCCAGAAUGGCCAUGGCUAGUGGCCAGGAG
This is a messenger RNA of Neogale vison (American mink), 1221 nucleotides long. It is a transcript of the gene SYNDIG1L, whose product is annotated as synapse differentiation inducing 1 like. Lineage: Eukaryota; Metazoa; Chordata; Mammalia; Carnivora; Mustelidae. The record is from RefSeq and is a predicted model, not a curated record. The coding region runs from base 492 to 1211 and encodes 239 amino acids. The transcript has 4 exons. Gene Ontology annotation, cellular component: intracellular membrane-bounded organelle; membrane.